Molecule: messenger RNA, 4553 nt
Organism: Misgurnus anguillicaudatus (oriental weatherfish)
Lineage: Eukaryota; Metazoa; Chordata; Actinopteri; Cypriniformes; Cobitidae
Gene: myripa
Product: myosin VIIA and Rab interacting protein a
Biological process (GO): intracellular protein transport
Cellular component (GO): cortical actin cytoskeleton
Molecular function (GO): actin binding; small GTPase binding; myosin binding
Source: RefSeq, a predicted model, not a curated record
AAGUAGGCGCACGCGCACCGGCUACAGUGCCUACAGGUCCCGUUACUGCGCGCACUCUCUUCAAAUGUAGCUACUAGAGUUUUUGACAAACUUGUUCUAAGGAUUAAAAAAUCAUUCAAGACACUGCAAUGCGACGCGUUUAUGUUUAGCUUUCAGUAGGUUUAAAUGAGUUUUGUUUUAAAACGUUGAUAGUUUGACUGCUGGCUAGUUAAGCAGACCUGACGUAAGGGACUGUGGUGAAGACACAACGCCAGAAGUCUGACGGGACAGGUAAUUUGUUAUCUGUAGAGGUGAGGAAUGGGCCGUAAGCUGGAUUUGUCCGGUCUGACAGAUGAUGAGGCAGAGCAUGUGCUACAGGUGGUGCAGCGGGACAUGCAGCUGCGUAAGACAGAGGAGACACGACUCAGUGAGAUGAAGGAGGCGCUGGUUGAGGAGGGCAGUCGAAGUCUUCUGCUGUCACGGCAGCACAGGUUCAAUGAACGUUGCUGCAUUCGUUGCUGUUCGCCCUUCACCUUCCUACUCAAGCCCAAGCGUUCCUGCCUGGACUGUCGCUACAACGUCUGCAAGAGCUGCUGUACCUACCAUAGGAAGGACAGAGGCUGGCUGUGCUCCGCCUGCAAGAGGAGCAGGCUGCUAAAGAUCCAGUCACUGGAGUGGUUUUACAAUAAUGUGAGAAGGCGUUUUAAAAGAUUUGGCAGUGCCAAAGUAUUAAAGAAUCUCUACAGGAGACACGCAGCAGAGCGUGGAGUGCUAGCAGAGCUUACAGAGGGCAGCACCUAUGAAGAGGAGGGCAUCUACAAUGAAAGCAGCGUGUAUGAGAGCGACUCAACGUUUUACAGGCAAAGUGAAGAGCGCAGCAUGGCUGAAACUAUCAGUGUGGCACUGCGGGUAGCAGAUGAGGCCAUAGAUGAGGCCAUUGCUAAAGCUGAGAGACAGACUGACAGUCAGGAAAAGCAGAACGAGGCUCAUUAUCUGCGAGAGCACAGAGAAGAGCUUAUAGAAGAAUUGGCUACAACUAUAGUACAGAAAAUUGUCCAACGGAGGAGGGAUCUUUCUGCAAUGCAAUCGGGUGAUAGAUUCCCCCCUGAUCAAACUAACAGUGCUGUUGAUGCAUCUCUCUGGAGAUCUCACUCAGCUCUUUGCCUUUUGCCUGAUGAGACAGUGGAGCAGAAUGACAACAUUGGGUCUAGGCUAUCAGCCUUAUCCGUUCAUGAAAAUGAAAUAAAGAAAGAAGAAACUGAUCAGGCCAUGCUUAGCUGGAGGAGUCUUGACCGACUGGACAAUUCCAUGUUACAGAGCCUUGACGGGAACUGGAUCACUUAUCAAAGCACACCAUCGUCACGUCCAAGCAUUUCAACCAAACACAAGGGUCUGGUCUCCAGCGUCCUGGUAGGGGAAUCUGCUUAUGAUGACAUGGACACAGAAUCAGAGACUGAAGCUGAUGGGGUCUGGGGCUCAGCUCUGCAGGAACUUCGUCUUAAGAUGUCUGCAAACAAGCAGUUGAGUUAUCCUGAGUCUUACAGCCGUCAAUCAACCUUGCCUUUGGAUUCAAAAACCCAGCAAUUAACUGCUUAUAGCGAGACCUUCCUUGACCAAGAUGGACCUCUGCAUAAGUCUCACAAAUCUCUGAUGCCCUUCCUGAAAAGGAAGGUGCCACUGGACCAGAGGCGACCCUCAUCCACUCGUCGCCCAUGCAACACUGUUGAUUUCAAUCCAGGUGGUGCGGAGAGCAGUGAGGAUGGCCUAGAGGACAACAGGGUCAAGAGGUCACGUAGGAAGAGGAAAAAUAAGAAAGAAGAUGCUGAGUGGAAAGGACAGUCAGUGUCGGAUGGCAGUGGACAACUGUCAGAUGCUCUGGUGAAGAGACCGAAUGUGAAACACGACCCAGUCUUAUGUGAUCAAGAUCUAGAAGCUGAUUCUUCAGAUACUGCUACCCCUGACAUCUUAAGCUCGGGAGCAAUAACCCCUGAACCAUGGGAGCCCAAUGAUCACAGAGCCCAAGAUGUGGUUGAAUCUUUAGAUCAGGAGCUGACUUUCAAACUAAAAGCGCUAACCAGUCAAAUCAGUGAGACACAACUUUCCUCUACAGAGGAUGAGUUGGACAGGUUGGACCAUCAAAUCCGAGAUCCAGAAAAUAACACAAAAGAAAACAAGUUUGGUGAAGUUAUGGGAGAUGCUACUUUUAAUGCAAAAGAAAGAUUAGAUGAAACCGAAGCCGCAUAUCAACAAAUAAGAACUGAGUGGAUGGAGGAAGACAAGCUGACCUCCAAAUUUAGAGAGCUAAGCAGAGAAGUCACUGAGACACAACUUUCCUCCACUGAAGAUGAAUUGGACCGGUUUGAUUAUCAAAUUAGAGAUCCAGAAAAUAACACAAAAGAAGAUGACCUUAUGGGAGAUCCUACGUUUGAUUUUGAAGUGGAUGCAAAAGAAAGAUCAGGUGAAACUGAAGCUGCAAAUGAGAGGAUGGAGAAAGACAUUCUGACCUCUAAACUCAAAGAGUUAACCAGACAAGUCAGCGAGACACAACUUUCCUCCACUGAAGAUGAAUUGGACAAGUCUGAGCAUCAAAUUCAAUUUAAAGCCACAAAUCAACCAAUCAGAACUGAGAUCCUGGAAUCAGAUGAUAAUAAGACACAUAAUCAAGACAAAUUGAUACAAUCUAAUAACAAAAAAACCCAAAGUCAUGUAGAGAGGAUGGCUGAAAAAGCAGAAGCAAAGAGAAACAUUAUCGAGAACCAGACUGGGAUGUCAGGUGACAUUAACAAUGACAUGCAAAAACAAAGUCUUUUAGUGACAGAUGCACAAAAUGAGAUAACAAGAAAGACGAUUGCAAAGACAAAUAGCCAGAGACUGAAGGAAGGCCAGAGCUCGGCUGAAGGUGAGCAGUGCGGAGCUGAGGAUACACAGACAGUCGAUCCAAAUGAGGAGCAAAGAGAGACCUUAUUUAUUACUAAGGGUCCAGAGGAGGAAUUUGAUAAGAUCAUUGAUAGUAGUUUCUGUAGUGAGGGCAGUAAGGAAAGUGAGGCGGAGAAACUAGAGAUGAUUGAGGAUGAAGAGAUGAAGGUAAACAAGGGUGUGAUCCAUCAAGACAACAUGGAAUGCGAGCGAUCCUUUGUUGCUGAAUCACCGAAGGAGGUCCAGGAGAAAGAAAUGUAUGGCAAGAUCAAUGACGGUGUUAGAGAAGAUGCUAAGGUGACAGAAGACAAUGAAUGCAUAAAUAUUGUCAAAUCAGAAGAGAGGCUCCUAAAUAAGGUUACUGACAAUCAAGAGGACUUGGAUGAGAAAAGUGAGCAGCAGAGGGACCUCGUAACCCAGAUCUCUGUUCAGCAUAGCGCCCCAUCUGGUCAGGAACAGUAUCUUUCACCAGAGGAGAUCUACAGGGGUUCACACAUACUGGACAUGGAGACAAACAUACAUUUUGUCACCAGUAAACUACAGCAGAAGUAUUCAGCUGCAUCACUCCGCAGCAUCACCACAGAGGUGCUGAAAGUGCUGAACGCUACAGAGGAUCUGAUUCACGGAUCGAUGGGAGAUGGACGAAGCCAGGGUGACCUCACAAGCAUUCCUCCAGCAGAGGCCAAAAGACUAGACGAAAACCUCAGUCGACUAGAGGAGAAUGUGUAUGUGGCUGCAGGUACGGUGUUUGGGCUAGAAGCUGAACUGGGGGAUCUGGAGGAAUGUGCACGCAGCAUCAGUGGUUCCACCUGUGAUGGAGAGCUCGCUCACCUGGAGGAUCAAGUGGCCUCGGCAGCAGCUCAGGUGCAACAGUCUGAAUUACAGAUUUUAGACAUUGCAGCUAGAAUUGCUGCCCUGAAACAUGCAGGCCUUAAUGUAGCCCCACAGACUCAACUUUCCAAGACACAAACCAUCGGCUCAUCCCGAAAACUAAGGAGGCGACUGCCAGCACCUCCAAUGCAAGAUAAGGAACCUUAAAGAGGAUUUUUGGAGAAUCAGGAAGCAUCACUUCAGAGUUAAAUGACAAAUAAUCCAACAAAGCCUCUGAUCACCUGUGCCUUGAUGCUAUGGCUAUACAGUACUGUAUGUGCUAUAAAAUUAAGCUCUGGUUGGAUAUAUAAAAACGGACUGAUGUUUGGCGUAUGCGGUGAUGUCUUUGACACUGACCAUUUGGUAAGAGCACAAAGAUAACAAUCAGUAUCACAACUUCAAACGUAUUACCUCUUUAUGGCCUGUACUACUGUCAUUCUUUACAAGUAGUUAUCAUAUUUAUUUAUGUAUAAUUACAAUCAUAUGGUAUGUGAUCUAAUGUAAUGUGGUGGCCGUAACUGUGAAUCCAAGAAAUACCUGUAACAGAGAGUAGGCUCUUACUUUAGACAAAAAACUGUACAGUACAAAAUAUAUAACUAUAAUAUUUAAUUAUUGAAGUAAUGUUAUUUUCGUCAAUGAUAUAUCUAUUAUACUAUUUUAUAUUCGCUGACAGAAUUAUAUAAACUCUCCUAUAGUGUUAAUUUCAUAAUAUCUGCAGAUUUUACAAUGUAAAUGAGUUAAUGUACAUGUGUAAAAUAAUAAAUGUUCAUAUUUAGAGUUUGAUUAUA